AUGCUCCAUCACAACAUUCCGGUAUGUUCUUCUGCCGCCGUCGACUUUCUCCACACUCACCGAGUGAUAGAUGACUUUGAACAAUUCUCAUUUGGUCCACUUUAUGAUCUCUCGACUGAGCCUUUUGAAAGUUAUCUGGGAUGGAACCUCGGUGAUGAGGAUAUUGAUCUAAUGAGAAACCUUAACGGGGCUUCUCCUGACACUCCUCCGGCAUGUUGGCCUCAUUUCGCGACUGCGACCCACUUAACUGCGCAUCCAGAGGCGCAAACAGUGCAGGAUGCGGCGACAAUGCAGUUGAUACGGGAUGCACAGCCAGCCGAUAGCCCCUGGGUAAGACAUCUAUCUGUAUUUGUGGAUGAAAUCACCGUGCUCAUGUAUCAAAAUCCAGCCACAUGUCUACAGACCGAGCAGAGACGACGGCAGACUUAA
Messenger RNA from Penicillium lagena, 429 nucleotides. RefSeq lists its product as uncharacterized. The record is from RefSeq and is a predicted model, not a curated record. The transcript has a single exon. Lineage: Eukaryota; Fungi; Ascomycota; Eurotiomycetes; Eurotiales; Aspergillaceae. Bases 1 to 429 code for a protein of 142 amino acids.